Molecule: messenger RNA, 868 nt
Organism: Drosophila rhopaloa
Lineage: Eukaryota; Metazoa; Arthropoda; Insecta; Diptera; Drosophilidae
Exons: 1
Coding region: 26-775 (249 amino acids)
Source: RefSeq, a predicted model, not a curated record
UCCCUGCCGAGAUCGAGAGUUCACCAUGCAGUGGCUUCUACCCGUUAUCCUUUGCCUGUGGGCCGUCAGACCCGUCGAGAUCGAGGCGCGUCAGAUCAGGAUCAAUCGCUAUGCAGUCAGUGUGCAGGAGGAUCAGGCCGUUGAGGUCAAGGCCGCUCCCUAUCCACCAGCGGGCUACAGGCCUCAAGGUCGCGCCUUUUGGCUGCCAGGCGAAGUGGAGGUUGAGGUUCAGGAAGUGCCCAUUGAAGGAUCUGGUUUGGGGGCUGAUCAGCUAGCCACCACAACCGAGCUGCCUCUAGAGGAUCUGUCAACCAGCACCACAGAAUCAUCUGGGGACUGGAGCACCACCACCAGCUGGGAUUCCCUGGACACCACGACUGCUGCUCCGGAAUGGGACGCACGCUCAAGUCGCGCCUUCGCGAAAGCUCCUUAUCCACAAGCUGGUUACCGACCAAGUCGCGCCUUCCGUCUGCCCACCGAGCAGAACCUGGAGGAGCAGCAGCAGAUCUCCGCCAGCAAUUCGACUAACAGCAAUGCCGACCAUCCCGUCUGCGGGGUCAGCACGGAUCCCCUGAAACCCACGCCGGAACCAGGAUCCAAGGAUGAACCCGAUGCGGAGAGUGUGGUGUUCACUGCCAAUGUGGGACCUGCUGUUUUCGUGGCCCGAUCUCCGUCCUCCAUUCCAGUGGCCAUUCCCCUGCGAUCGCAGCCUUUGGUGCAGGCUCCGCGAUCCCGGGGAUUCGCUUACACUUCGCAUGUGGAGCAGCGGUGGUGAGAACUUCGAUGGGAGAUAUAUUGUUAUCCUUGUUAACAGUUCAGUAUUUUUAGUUACUUUUGAGUGUAAACAAAUAAAUGUUUUUAAUUGUUA